GACACGCCGCAUAUCGAUCGAUCGAUCGCGCGUGUCAAACUUUGACCUUUUGCUGUGUGCACGUGCGUAUACGUACACGUGUACGUAUGUGCCUUGCGGUAGCUUAUGCACACGCUGGCUUGUUGGGGAGAACCGUUGUUGCCUGGCUUGAUCUUUCGCUCUUUUCCACACAUUUUUGGAAAGUUUUGACUUAAAUAUAUAUAUCUAUAACCUUAGCUCUCCGUGAAAAAAAGAGGAAAUGAUGUCCAGGCUGUUAUAUCGUGUUGCUGCGCGUCAGUUGAGUACUGCCACCAAACCCUUUCCAGCAGGAGUAGCUGAGAGUAGUCCUGCCUCAGCAUGGGGAGGCAACCUGAAGCUCAAGGAUACAGAUCCAGAAGUACUAGACAUCAUUGCAGAGGAGAAGGAUAGGCAACUCAGAGGACUUGAACUCGUAGCCUCAGAGAAUUUUACGAGUUCAUCAGUUAUGGAUUGUCUUGGAACAUGCCUUACAAACAAAUACUCUGAGGGAUACCCAUUUAGGAGGUACUAUGGAGGUACACAGGUUAUUGACAAGCUGGAAACUCUUUGUCAAGAGAGGGCGCUGGAUCUGUUUGACCUUGACCCAGAGAAGUGGGGUGUGAAUGUCCAGCCAUACUCUGGUUCACCAGCUAACUUUGCAGUGUAUACUGGUCUUCUCAAGCCUCAUGACAGGGUUAUGGGAUUGGAUCUCCCCCAUGGUGGACAUUUAACCCAUGGAUUCAUGACUCCCAACAAGCGCGUGUCUGCAACUUCCAUCUACUUUGAGUCAAUGCCAUACAGGCUCAAUGAGGAGACUGGUCUGAUUGACUAUGAAAAGCUUGGUGAGUCAGCAAGGAUGUUCAGACCAAAGCUCAUUAUCGCUGGCUACUCAGCUUACCCAAGGAAGCUGGACUAUUCUCGUUUCAGAAAUAUCUGUGAUGAGGUCAAUUCAUACUUACUGUCUGACAUGGCCCAUAUUGCUGGUCUGGUUGCAGCUAAGAAGUUCCCCUCACCAUUUGAACAUUCAGAUGUUGUAACCACCACUACUCACAAGACUCUACGAGGACCAAGGUCUGGAAUAAUCUUCUACCGUGUUGGUAAGAAGGGUGUUCAUCCAAAGACUGGUAAAGACAUCAUGUAUGACUUCAAAUCCAGGAUUGAUGAAGCCCUGUUUCCUGGAUUACAGGGUGGUCCACACAACCCCCAGAUUGCAGGAGUAGCCACUGCCUUGAAACAGGCAAAUAGUCCCAUGUUUAGAGAGUAUCAAGAGCAAGUCCUGAAGAACUGCAAUGCCCUUGCAAAUAGGCUCAUGGACAAAGGAUAUACUCUUAUUACAGGUGGCACUGAAAAUCACUUGGUAUUGGUUGACCUUCGACCAAUGGGUGGUGAUGGCACAAGAACCACUCUGGUUUUGGAUGAGGUUUCCAUUACCCUCAACAAGAACACCUGUCCAGGAGACACCAAUGCCUUCAACCCUGGUGGUGUUAGGAUAGGAGCCCCAGCUAUGACGUCUAGGGGAUUCACUGAAGCUGACUUUGUUAAGUGUGCUGACCUAGUCGAUGAAGGUGUGCAACUCGCUCUUGAAAUUUCAGGAAAAGUUGGCAAGAAGCUGAAAGACUUCAAGGAAUGUCUCGCCAAUGACCCAGAAAUUGUAGGCAAAAUCAAGGACCUGAGGAAUAGGGUAGAAAGCUUCGCCCGCCAGUUCCCCAUGCCAGGUUAUUAAACACACUUGAAGCAGAACCACUUCUGGAUGAUCGGAUUGCCUUGGAUUUUUUAAAACAAAUUGCAAUACCUACUUCAUGUUUUAAGUUUCAUUUCUAUAAACACAUUACAUAUCAACACUUCUAGAAACGAUAUUGAAAUAUUGUCAUUACUCAUUAUUACUCACUACAUUAUGCAUUUGAAAUAUUCCAAAUUAUGUGGAAAUGAGAUUUCAUAUGAAAGUUAAAGAUAUCAGUUUGUCAAGAUAACUCCCUGACGAUAUCCUUAUCAUAUAUUUAAUGUGAUAAAGGAUAGUAAGAUUUUUAUUUUUGAAGAGAGAGAAUAUGAAUCUAUUGGACUUGGGUUUGCAAUAGUCAGAUAUGUAAUGAAAUCAUAUCUUAAUCUCAUUUCCAUACUAAGCACUUUAUGAGUAAAAGAGAACCACUCCUUGAUAUUCUACUCUAGGGAGGUUUUAUUUGAUCUGGAGAUUGGUCUUGCAAUAAUCAACAUCAGAUGUGGAUGGUAUCAUAACAAACAUAGAACUAUGUGACCUUUUCGGUGCAAAGUACAAGGGUCACUAGCAGAGAUCUAAUUUCAUAUGUAUCUCUACGAGCAGGUAUAAUGGUAGGUGAACCAUUACAUUGUGUGUGUGUUUGUACAGAAAUUCAGCAUUAAUGUAUGUUAUGUAAAUAGGGAUAGCCCACAAACACAUUUUUUCAUCAGGAUUGGUAUGUAUUUAGCUAUUCAACACUUACAUAUGUGCCAGUCCUAUAUAAAUGAAAUGUAAAGAGUCUCAAGUCCAUGGUGUUGUUUCCUCCAAAAGCGAUCUCUCAUGGGAUUUUUUCUUAAAAUGAAUAAACAAAGUAAAUCAUAGUUAAAUAGUUCAAAUAAUUUUCAGUGGUUAUAAACAAACAAAAAAUUCUCCCCCAUCCCCAUCAAUUGAAAAUUUCAAUUACACAGUUAAUUCAUAAAAAGGUACCUUAAAUUAUCCUUUGGUAAUUUAUACUUUUUAUCAAACUUUUCCAUGUGAAACUUCAACAUUUUAGAUUUUUUUAAAACCUAAUACUUGGAUAAUUUUUACCUUUUAAACUCCAUAUUGAACAAGCCCAUCAGCUUUUGUUACUUCUAUAGUAUAUUCGUCAUAUUUUAUAUUUCAAUCAUGUAUACUGAAUUCAUUAUUCAUUUUUGAAGUGUCCAUUCAUGCAUCAUUGUUCCAUUGUAUUGAGGUUCUAAUUCAUUUGCCUUAUGAAUGUAAUGUUGUUAUUUAUUAGCUGGUAGAUCGGUAGCAGUAGAGAAGUGUUUGAUGUAGAAAUAUAUAUUGCUAUUUUCAAAGAAAACAAAUAACAAAAUCAAUGUGUAAAAAACCACACAUAUUUUUCAAUUGCCCAAAAUUUAUUUUGAUAGCCAUUUAAACCAAAUAAUUGCUUGCUCUUUGUAUUUACAAGUAUUUUCUGCUUUCCUGUAUCAUGUUUUUUUUUUCUAGCCACAUUUAUCUUUGUAAAUUGUAUUCAUUCUUCUUUGUGACAUACCUUUUAGUUAUUUCUGGCAUUGCUAAAGCGUAAGACAUGGUUCUAGCUGUAUUUUUACCAGCUACUGGUCCAAGUUAUAUUUAUUUCCCUUUAAAAGUAUGUUUCCAUUCAGAACUGAUUAUGCAGCUCCUUUAUAAUUUAAAUAUAAUGGUCUAUUGAUAUCAAAUUUGAUUUUAAUUGAUACAUUAUUUUAUAAUGUAUUGUAUUCUUCAAAGAACACACUUAUUGCUGUUUGAGAAUAUGACUUCACUAGACACAAUGUCCAUGUUAGAGGCUGAAGGUGAGAUAUUAGAGAACUAUGGUCCAUUGUAAUGACUCAAGUAAAUGAUGAUAUAUUAACGCAAGUGUAAAAGUAUAAUAUAUUUUUACCUAUUUGGGUUUUGUAGUCACCAUUCAAAGAAGAGGAAUCAAAUAUUGUAUCUUCUUUUAUUUCAUAUGAAAAUUAUGGUAUUUUAAUUAUAUACAUGUAUCAAUAUACUGCAAAUGAUCCUUUUUAGUAUUUUGCCAACCAUUUUGAUCCUAUCAUGUGCAAUCAAUUUGAUUUUAAAAAGACCUCAAGAGAUAAAAGCAAGUCUGUUAAUGUAACAAUUUCUAUCUCUGUUACUAUGCAGAAGCAUUUUCUCUCAAUUUCUUGAUUAUUGUCAAUUUUUUAGCCAUCUAUAGUUUCUGAAACAUGAAGGAUAGUUUAUAUAUUACUUUUUUUUUAAUUCUGAAUAUUCUGCACUCUUCUUUGAAGACUUAAUUUCAGUAGUGUUGAAAAAUUAUACAAAAGUACAUAAAUGCCAUUUGUACUUAACCGUAUUAAGAGCUUAUGGUCUCAAAAUGUGAUAUAUAUUGCUUAUCAAAGAUAUUUUCACUGACCCCAACUGUAUCACACACUGACCAAAGUUGGAUGGUAUAUAUUUCUGCAUUCCAAUGUCAUGAUAAACACUAUUUUAGGUCAGCCUUUGAAAUGUUGUUCAUAGAUUCUUAUUUAGACUUGAGUUUUAUAAUGAAAUUAGUCACUUUUUCUCUUUUAUUUUAUUUUAUUUUAUUUUAUUUUUUUUGGUGGGGUUGAUUACCAGUUACUUGUUUUUGUUCGUAUUUUCACUUUUGACUCUAUGGACGUUAAGUUAUAUUUUUACACUGUCUUAUCAAUUAGUCCUCAUGUUAAAGCUUUUGCACUUGCCAGUAUUUCCAUCAUUUUCAGCUUUAGGUAUAUUGAUUUAAUGACCUUGUCUGGCAGUCAAGUGUUACUAAAAUCACUGGCUCUUGCAUGAUUUAAGUAUUAAAUUAGUAAUCCUCAUUUUUGUCUCACCUGCAUAGCAGAGUGAGACUAUAGGCGCCGCUUUUCCGACGGCGGCGGCGGCGGCGUCAACACCAAAUCUUAACCUGAGGUUAAGUUUUUGAAAUGACAGCAUAACUUAGAAAGUAUAUGGACCUAGUUCAUGAAACUUGGCCAUAAGGUUAAUCAAGUAUUACUGAACAUCCUGCCUGAGUUUCAUGUCACAUGACCAAGGUCAAAGGUCAUUUAGGGUCAAUGAACUUAGACCAUGUUGGGGGAAUCAACAUCAAAAUCUUAACCUAAGGUUAAGUUUUUGAAAUGUCAUCAUAACUUAGAAAAUAUAUGGACCUAGUUCAUGAAACUUAUACAUAAGGUUAAUCAAGUAUCACUGAACAUCCUGCAUGAGUUUCACGUCACAUGGCCAAGGUCAAAGGUCAUUUAGGGUCAAUGAACUUUGGCCGAAUUGGGGGUAUCUGUUGAAUUACCAUCAUAACUUUGAAAGUUUAUGGAUCUGAUUCAUGAAACUUGGACAUAAUAGUAAUCAAGUAUUACUGAACAUCCUGUGCAAGUUUCAGGUCACAUGAUCAAGGUCAAAGGUCAUUUAGGGUCAAUGAACUUUGGCCAAAUUGGGGUAUUUGUUGAAUUACAGCCAUAAAUUUGAAAGUGUGUUGGUCUAGUUCAUAAAACUUGGACAUAAUAGUAAUCAAGUAUCACUGAACAUCCUGUGCGAGUUUCAGGUCACAUGAUCAAGGUCAAAGGUCAUGUAAGGUCAAAGAACUUUGGCCACGUUGGGGGUAUUUGUUGAAUUGCCAUCAUAUCUCUAUAAGUGUAUUGGUCUAGUUCAUAAAAUUUGGAAAUAAGAGUAACCCAAGUAUCACUGAACAUCUUGUGCGAGUUAUAGUAGUUUUCAAAAUCUGCACUGCUGCUAUAUUGAAUCGCGUGAUGCAGGUGAGACGGCCAGAGGCAUUCCACUUGUUUAUAAUUUCAACUGGCAGUACUUGAUCAAUUAUUCUCCAGAUUAUAUGUUCAAGAUAUUUUUGUAGAUGAUUGGUGGAUUUUAGAUCUGUAUUGUACCAUAGAUGAUAUUACUUGUAUUUAUUGUCAAGUGGAGAGCAAGUUAUGUUUGGUCAUUUGAGAAUAGUUAAUGCCUCAAAAGAAUGCAUCAUUUUAAUCCUACUGUAUGUCUUAAAAGAGUAUUAUGGUGAAGGUUAUCCCAAGUAACAUUAUUUGUAAAUAUCUUACUGUAGUGUGUGUAAUGACACUCCUGGGACCCAUUUCAUACUAAGUUGCUAUGAUAGCAACUCUUGCUGAAAUGUCAACUUUCAUUGAAGGAGCCAAUCAGGAAACAGAUUUUUCACUGUUGUCAUGGUAGUUGACAUUCCAGCAAGAGUUACCAUCAUAUGAACUUGUCAUGAUAUGGGGCCCUGUACAUUUUUCAUGGAUAGCAUAUAUUGUAAUAGUAAUGCCAACAUUGGUUAACCCCUUUUAAUAUUUGUUUUUGAAUUAUGCGUUCCACAGAGAACUUCAAAUAAAUGACACAAUACAAAUUA
Messenger RNA from Lytechinus pictus (painted urchin), 6041 nucleotides. Its product is annotated as serine hydroxymethyltransferase, mitochondrial-like. The record is from RefSeq and is a predicted model, not a curated record. Lineage: Eukaryota; Metazoa; Echinodermata; Echinoidea; Temnopleuroida; Toxopneustidae. Gene Ontology annotation, molecular function: zinc ion binding; pyridoxal phosphate binding; glycine hydroxymethyltransferase activity. The transcript is spliced from 12 exons. The coding region runs from base 239 to 1720 and encodes 493 amino acids. Gene Ontology annotation, biological process: L-serine catabolic process; folic acid metabolic process; tetrahydrofolate interconversion. Gene Ontology annotation, cellular component: cytoplasm; BRISC complex; mitochondrial matrix.